GUGUAAAACUAUGGAAGAGAUUCAUGUGUGAUUGUUAUAGCCCUCCCUUACUGUUGGUGGCGCUGUGGAAAAUAGAAACUACCCAUUAAACGAGCGGCUACCGACAUAGUUUCACAAACACUCUGUCCUCCAAGUGUACAGUUUGGAGGUUUUUAGCCGCCUUAGCGACAAAUACAGUAGAUAAAAGUGGAACUUGAGUUUUUUUCUUCAAUAGUGUUGUAAGCAUUGCUCAAACUGACUACUUAAGGCAUUUAUUGUUCCUCAUGGGCAGUGUCUGAAGAUACUGUAUGCUAGUGCAUGCAGCCUGAGACACAACUUUUCUGUACAGCAGAGGAAUUUCUAAAAACAAAACACAAACAAACAAAAUACCACAGAAAAUAAUAUUCAAAUUGUACGAUCAAUUGGAGGAAAUAAAAAAGGAAAGGAAGAUGAAUGGUGGAAGUCAGUUUGUGGAAACUCUGAAAAAGCUAAACUAUCCCAAGGCAUCUAAGCUCAAUGGGGAUGACUUUGACUGGCUCUUUGAGACUGUGAAGGACAGGUCUUUCCUGCAUUGGUUCUGCAGCACUGUGAAUAAGCAGAACCUACUGAGUGAAGAGGAGGUAAAAGCAUUCAAAGCUCUCAAAGAAUCUGGAAAGCCCAUCUUGGAUGAGGACGCCCUGGGUGAGGUUCUGAAAACGUGUCAAAGCACCGAGUCGAAGGAGUCGGCCCUUCUGGAGGAACUGGAUUUGGAGAAGCUGGAGGAAGAACUUCAAGCUCUGAAGAAAACCAAAAACCUGAAGAUCCAAAGGCGCAACAAGCUUCAGAUGAUGGGCACGACGAGCAGGAACGCUUCCCUGAGGCUGACCGGCGAAGAGCAGGAGGCUGCCAAGGGUCUCAAGGGAACGAUGGAGAUGCUGGGUGCAGAGAAUGCCAAAAUAAACAGCGAACUCCAGUCUCUCGUGGAAGAAGUGAAGCAACUGACAGUGUUCUUCACCACCAAGUCCAAGAGAGCCUCCCUGAGCCGGCCACCCGCCUUCCUGUCCCAGCUGGUCCUGGACCGUUACCUGCAGCUUGAAGAGCAGAACACCAAGACACUGGCUGCUUACACCAAGAAACAGUUCUUCGAAGGGAUAUCAGACCUGGUGGAGAGCUCAAAUGAGGAGAAUUUUCAGCUUCUGGACAUAAGUGGGAAUUUGAUCUCCAGGGAGAGCAACCAGGCCCCCGAGGGGCAGCGAGAAGAGAUGGCCAGGCUGCAGUUUGCCUACAUCGCAUCCCAGUACCAGCUGAUUCAGAGGAAGUCCAAAGAGCAAAGUGUCAGGGCUGGUCUUCAGUGGAUGAAAGAGAAUCAGCACUCCCUCCUCAGGUCAAAGUUAUCUGGCGAUGAAGAUGAUCUGCAGGCGCGGGGAAUGCGGUUGAAGAAGGAGCUGGAGAUCGUGGAGCAGCAGGUAGAGGUGCUAAGCAGAGAGAGGCUGCCGGCCGUGGUGCGGGAGAACGCCCAGCUCCUGAACAUGCCAGUGGUGAAAGGAGACUUCGACCUGCAGAUAGCCCGGCAGGAAUACUACACCUCCCGACAGGACGAGGUGUGCAGCCAGCUCCUUCAGCAGAAAGCCUCCUUUGAGCUGCUGCUGCUGGCUUAUGAGAUGGAGCUGAGGAAGUACAGGCAGUUCCACCGGCAACUUGGGGACAUCACCAAGGAGCUGGAGGAGAGCAGGAGGGGGCUGGCCCAGCGGCUGGAGGCCUUCUCCGACCCCAGCCUCUCUCGCACUGUGAAGCAGCGCAGCAUUAUAGACUCGAAGGACUCCUCUUUCCAUAGACUUUAUCAGAUGCUUGAAGGGGAGACUGGGAAGGAGCAGCUGUUCAGAACAUAUGAAGGCCUAGAGCAGGCAGCUCAGAAGUUGUGUCAGGAUGUCGCCUUAGUGAAGGAACGCUUAGCAGCUUCCAGCCAAGAACAGUCUUUACUAACUGUCAAAAUGGAGUCUGAAUCGGACGUCCUCCGCAAUACUAAUUACUGUGGGCUUAAGCAGCUCAUGCUUACACCACAGGUAUGUUUAACAAAACAGGAGCACUUCUUAAACUCACAGGAGUUGGGUGAAACAAUUCUUCAGCUGGAAUCCCAGUUGAACACGCUAAACCAGCUCAUGGUGGAAAUUCUUAAUGACGUCAAGGGAAAGAAGAAGAUCUUGGAAAGAAACAAGCUGCAGCAGAUGGAGAGGGAUCUUUAUCUUUAUUUCUUUCAAGACGAAGAUUGCCUAAAGAGCAUUGUGGAGGAGUUGGAGAAGAAAGUCAGUGCUCUGUCUAUUGGCCAAGGAGACUGAAAUGUUGGCAUUUAUUUUGUCUUGUGAAAGAAUACAUAUUUAUUGGCUGUUUUUCAGGGCAUAUCAUUCUAGCAUUCCUGUACCUGGGAUAUCCCUAAGCAUGCCAGAUUGAACAAUGGAAACCACUAUACAGUAAACCUUAAGCAGGCGUGCUGGCUUUUCAGAAUGCUGCCUCGUUCCCAAGAAGGGUUGACCAAUUGAGUGACUUGACACAGGGAUCAGUGCAUGGCUCUCUUUAGCAGAUACCGUGGGAUCUUAAGCACCUGAAAAAGACUCCAUGUGAUCCUUAGUGUGGAUGUUGUCACCAAUGGAAGAGCCGUAGACACCAAGGCCAGCUAUGGAAAACAGGAGAACUUUCAAGAUUUAAAUACUUUUAAGAUUUAAAUUAAAAGCAACAACAUGAAGCCAUACUACUUGCAUUAGUAUACCUUGCAUUCCAUGAAUUUGAUAGCAAUUUUAUAUUUUGCUUGACACAUUAAUAACAUUUGUUUAUGGUAGUACAGAUGGAAUUAACUGAUUUGUGUUCAGAUUUAUUUUGGUUUGUUUUUUAAAUAUCUUGCAAUGUUGCAAUAAAUAAAGAUUUAACCUAAUACCUGUUCUUAAACAGGUACAUUUUUUUCUUAGUAAAAACAUAACUACAACAAAAAUAAUUUGUUGGACAGUUAAUUUUUUAAAGAAUCAACAAGGAUUUUAAUACAAGCAUUAAUAAAACAUGUUGUUUUUUUUAA
This is a messenger RNA of Acipenser ruthenus (sterlet), 3022 nucleotides long. Its product is annotated as HAUS augmin-like complex subunit 3. The transcript is spliced from 6 exons. NCBI's taxonomy places the organism in Eukaryota, Metazoa, Chordata, Actinopteri, Acipenseriformes, Acipenseridae. Gene Ontology annotation, biological process: spindle assembly; centrosome cycle. The record is from RefSeq and is a predicted model, not a curated record. Bases 429 to 2294 code for a protein of 621 amino acids. Gene Ontology annotation, cellular component: HAUS complex; centrosome; mitotic spindle.